GCUUACAAAUUCGCCCAAAAUUUCCCCCAAAAUUUUCCACCACCACAACACCAACCCAAACAAAUACGAUUUCGCCGCAAGAAUUCGUGUGCGUAGAGAUGAAGCCGCCGGUAGAGGUGGAGGCCGACGAGCGGGCGGCGGAGAUGGCUCGCAAGAAGGCCGCGGCGGCCAAGAAGGCGGCUGAGGUUGCCGAGGAGGAGGUGGUGGACGUGGAAGAGGACGAUGACGUGGAGGUGGAGGGCGAAGACGAGGAGGAGGCGGUCGAUGGGGAGGAGGACGGUGACGAUGACGAGGGGGAGGGUGAGGAAGAUGACGACGACGAGGAGGUUGAGGGGGAGGAGAAGGAGGCCGGCGGGGUGGUGGGGAUCUCCGACGAGGAGGAUGAGGAGGACGGCGAGGAGGCGGAGGGCGGUGACGACGACGACGACGACGAUGACGACGACGACGACGACGACGAGGAUGAUGAGGUAGAUGGUGAGGAGCAGCAGGAGGAGGAGCUGGGAACUGAGUAUCUGGUCCAGCCCCUUGUUCCAGCUGAAGACGAAGAGCAUUCCAGUGACUUUGAGCCUGAUGAGAAUGGUGAUGGCGGCGCUGAGGAUGAGAUUGAUGACGAAGAUGAUCCUGAUGAUGGUGAGGAUUCAACGAAGGCACAGGCCUCAGCGAAGAGGAAGAGGUCUGGUGAUGAUGAUGACGAUGGUGACGAUGAUGAUGAUGGCGGCAAUGAUGACGACGAUGGCAGACCCUCAAAGCGAUAGUCAAGCCGUGGCUGCGGAUCUGUGAUCUUCUGCAGGGUGCUAAGAAGGGCGAAAUAAUCCUCUGGCAGAAGAUUGUUGGUAAAUGCUUGUAGCUUUAGGACAUCUGUGGGUAGGUGUAGCUGCUGAAGCUUUGUGAGAGUCCACCGUUGUAGUUGUUAGUGCAUACUGCUGAUGUCUGAUUAACAGCCUCUCGGAACUUCAUGUGUGAGGGAAAGAGAUCAUGGGGCUUGUUUUUAUGCUUGUGUAGCUUCUAGUUCAGGUCUGUGGAAACAAUGUGGAUGAUUUGUCCUGAAUCUUGUCGUGAUAAAUUUUUUUCUUGUACCA
Phragmites australis (common reed) is the source of this 1079-nucleotide messenger RNA. RefSeq names its product acidic leucine-rich nuclear phosphoprotein 32-related protein-like. The transcript has 2 exons. The coding region runs from base 99 to 755 and encodes 218 amino acids. NCBI's taxonomy places the organism in Eukaryota, Viridiplantae, Streptophyta, Magnoliopsida, Poales, Poaceae. The record is from RefSeq and is a predicted model, not a curated record.